UGCUACGACCUGACCGAUGCCAAGGUCUUCCUCUGCCCCCCCAGCCUGGCCCGAAAGCGGACAUGGAACAAGAAAUACCCCAUCUGCAUCCUCCUCCCUGAUGCAGCGGACGUGGAGCGCAGGAGCAGCGAGGAGCAGGACGCGGAGCUGCAGAGGGAUGAAGGGAUGAAGAAGGCACCAGCGACAGGCCAGGAUGUCCCUGGGGACUGCAGGGAGAGGUGCCUGUACCUCUUCGGGCGGACGGGAAGGGAGAAGGAGGAGUGGUACCAGCACCUCGUGCGAGCCUCCCGCGGGACACCCAGCAGCAGCCACGGCGAAGCCAGGGCAGGUGAGAAGCAGCCGUCGUGGCCUCUGCUCUGUGCCGGGACGGAGCCGGGGUGCAGAGGCGGCGGAGGGAGCGCCGAGGACAUCCCCUCCACUGUCCCACCCAAGGACCUGGCAGGAAGCGUCCGAGAGAAGAUUUUCCUGGAUUACAGCACCUACAUGGCCCGAUUUGUGCCAGCGCAGGUGGGGGGCAGCCUGGACUGGAGCCCCUCUCAUGGAGCACUGGGCAGCCCCACACCCACAAAGCUCGACGAGGACACGGCUGGGCACAGCGAGGUGUGCAUGGCCUGGAUGAACGCGCUGGUGGGGCGCAUCUUUUGGGACUUCCUCCGGGAGCCUUACUGGGCUGAGCAAGUGUCCAGCAAGAUCCAGAAGAAGUUGAGCAAGAUCAAGCUUCCGUAUUUCAUGAAUGAGCUGAUGCUGACGGAGCUGGACAUGGGCACAUCCAUCCCCUCAGUCCUCAGUGCCUCCAACCCCACCAUCAAUGACCAAGGUCUCUGGGUGGACAUGGAAGUCACCUACAGCGGCUCGUUGCAGAUGACGCUCGAAACAAAGAUGAACCUUUGCAAGCUGGGGAAGGAGAGCACUGCAGAGGAGAGCGACCCGGCAGAGGCAGGCAGAGAGGGGCCACGUCUGAUCCUGCUGGCAGACAGCGAUGCAGAGUCGUCCAGCGCUGGCUCCUCCGACGAAGACGACAUCACCGCUGCAGAGCCCACAGGAGCCCUGGGGGAGCGGGUCCCGCCGCCUGGCGCCGAGGGCCAUGUCAGCGGCAACAGCACGAGCCGGAAGAUCCUGCGCUUGGUGGAUAAGAUCGCCAAGUCCAAGUACUUCCAGAAGGCCACUGAAAAUGAGUUCAUCAAAAAGAAGAUCGAGGAGGUUUCCAACACACCGCUGCUGCUGACGGUGGAGGUGCAGGAGCUGGCAGGCACCUUGGCUGUGAACAUCCCACCACCUCCAACGGACCGUGUCUGGUACAGCUUCCGAGUCCCACCCCAGCUGGAGCUGAAGGUGCACCCGAAGCUGGGCGAGCGGGAGGUGACAUUCCUUCAUGUCACUGAGUGGAUCGAGAAGAAGCUGCAGCACGAAUUUCAGAAAAUUUUGGUGAUGCCAAACAUGGACGAUCUUAUCAUUCCCAUCAUGCGCUCUGGCCUGGAUCCUCAGCCACCCAGGGACCUACCAGCCAAGGGAGAGAAGAGGCUGUGA
Phaethon lepturus (White-tailed tropicbird) is the source of this 1527-nucleotide messenger RNA. RefSeq names its product testis-expressed sequence 2 protein-like. The record is from RefSeq and is a predicted model, not a curated record. Gene Ontology annotation, cellular component: endoplasmic reticulum. Gene Ontology annotation, molecular function: lipid binding. The annotation marks the transcript as partial. The transcript has 10 exons. Lineage: Eukaryota; Metazoa; Chordata; Aves; Phaethontiformes; Phaethontidae.